AUGGAUUUACUAAUGAUGGAUAUAAAGGACAAGUUACAAAUAGCAAGUAAAGCUGAGUGCAGUUCUUCGGUGUCAGUAGAACUCUCUUUGAAAGAGCCCGAGAACUUAAGCAGCAAAAGGAUGAAAACUAAAGUUCUUCCUGGCAGAAGAGACUGUGUGAGUGUAUCUAAAAAUGUAUAUGAACAGAAGAGACUUUUAUUAUUAACUGUUGGUGAGUUGUAUGCUACAUUUAAAGAGCAAUAUCCAGAUCUUAAAGUUGGUCUUCCAAUUUUUUGUUCUCUUCGACUAAAGUGGUGUGUUUUUCCAAGAAGUUCUGGCACCCACAUAGUGUGUGUCUGCCAAAUCCAUGAAGAUUUUAAACUAAUUUUACAUGCACUCAAGAUUAAAGAGCAUUAUAGAGACCUCAUAGCUUCUCUUGACUGUGACAGCGAGUCAAGAACUUGUAUGUUACGUCUUUGUGAUAAAUGUCCUUCAAAUUCUCUAAUCCUUGCCCUUCUUCGCAAGAAAGUCGCUGACAUUAUGGAAGUAAUUGAAUAUGAAAGUGAUCUUUUUGACGAAGAAAUUGUUUACCACCAAUGGAAGUCUACGGAUAGAUCAGAACUGGCAGACCUGAUUGCUUCUCGUUCCGAGCUUCUGAACAUUGCUGUGAACCAGCUUGUGAAUUUAAUUCCUCAUGACUUCAUUGCAAGAAAACAAGCACAAUAUGUAAAAGAAUUCAAAGAAGAAAUGCCACCACAUCAAAUCAAAAUUCUCAUGGAUUUUGCCAUGAAUUACUCAUGUACUUUUCAUCGUGAGACUCAGCCAUAUCACUUUAACAAAAUACAAGUGACAUUGCAUCCUGUGGUAUUGUACCACAAAACAGGGGAAGAACAAAAAGUUGAAGUUGAUAGUAUUUGUUUUAUCUCUGAUGACUUAAACCAUGAUGUUGGCCUCGUGAAAACAUUUCAGAGAAAAACAAUAAGCAUUGUUCAGUCUAAUUAUCCUGAUGUUACUGAGGUAGAAUAUAUCACAGAUGGAUGUGCCGCUCAGUAUAAAAAUAAGUUGAGCUUUUACAACCUUUGCCAGCAUGCAAGAGAGUUCGGUCUUCCAGCCAAACAUAGUUUCUUUGCUACAAGCCAUGGUAAAGCACUAUGUGAUGCUAUGGCUGGUAACAUCAAACGACUUCUUACUAAUAAGAGCCUUCAGUGCCUAGAAGAUAACCCAAUCAACUCUGCCAAAAAAGUCUAUGAAUUUCUGAAAUCUCACAAAAUUUCUGAGAAGAUAAAUUUUAUUUUUGUUUCGAAGGAAGAGGCAGAAAUUUAGAGGACAGCACAGCUUCCUAAUGAUCAACUUGUUACUGUACCUGGCACUAGGACAUUCCACUGCUUUGAACCACUAUCAGAAAACACAAUUGGUUGCAAACGAAUCACUUCUGAUAGCAAUUAUGCCCUUAGACAUUGUCUACUGAAUCAACCACAGCAACAACCACCUGCCCCCUCCUAUGAGAUUGGCUCCUAUAUAAUUGUUAAGGCUGCAGGUCGUCGGCAUUUGGCUUACCUCACAGACAUAAAUACUGAAGAGCAAGAAGCAGAGGUUGUUACAUUGCAACCAAGAAUACCAAGUCCCUCUGGGAUCUACAGAUGGAGGGAAGAUCUUCAUACCUUCUUUGUCCCCGUUCCACAUAUUGUGUGCGCUGUGGAGUUAAUUGAUGGGGGUGAUAAUUCCUUCAAAUUCACUGACUCUGUAAUCAUAAAUCUAAA
This is a messenger RNA of Frankliniella occidentalis (western flower thrips), 1739 nucleotides long. RefSeq lists its product as uncharacterized. Lineage: Eukaryota; Metazoa; Arthropoda; Insecta; Thysanoptera; Thripidae. The transcript is spliced from 3 exons. The record is from RefSeq and is a predicted model, not a curated record. The coding region runs from base 1 to 1302 and encodes 433 amino acids.